AACUUUGAGAUCUCAACCACAUGAUGUAGUACACUGCCUUGCAUGCAAACUACUUUCCCUGGCUAUAUAUACUCCCCCGUUACUCAACAUUAAUUCAAGCAGCUCAACCAAUACACACACACCAAACUCUCUCUUUAAUUAAUUCAUCAUGUUCCCAAGAAGGAGGUUCAUCCUAUGUGCAUUUUGUGUCAUCCUUGCAACACUGAUCUUAGGUGCUAGCACAACAAGAAAAGGAGGAGGUGGAGGAGCUCAAGCUCAAUCACAAUCUCAUUCGUCAAUAUUGAACAAAGGAUUAAAGUUAGGUACUGUUUUCACUAGUGCCAUGGUGUCUCCUUGCAAGGACACACUAUACCCAUCUGCAUGUGAGUCAGCAGUAGCCUCCAUUGAUGGAGCUCACUUGAAGAAGACAACAGAAAAGGUUUUUGAUGCAUCCCUCAAGAUGGCUGUGGCCGGAGCUCACUCAGCUCGCUCCAUGGCUUACAACUUCACAGUUUACCACCAAAAACUAGCCUUUGGCCGGCCAACCGCCAUGGACGACUGCUUUGAGCUCAUGGACAUCACUUUAGACCUUCUCAACGACGUCACCAACUCAAACAAGAAGGCUAGUUCUAAUGAUAUCCAGACUUGGCUAAGCGCCGCCAUCACCAACCAGGUCACCUGCCAAGAGAGCUUGGCCACUCAUGGCGCCGGCUUAGCAAGCAAAGACACCAUGAAUGAUCGAGCUCAGAGCUUGAUGGAACAUGUUAGUAACUCCCUGGCUCUCUAUAAGUCAGUGAAAGGAAAGAAGAAGUCAUCCACUGCUGGUGCUGGCCGGAAGUUACUCGCCGACGGCUACCCUUCAUGGCUCUCAGCCGCUGACCGGAGGCUCCUCAAAGCCUCGCCGGAGGAUAUAAAAGCUGAUGCUGUGGUGGCUCAGGAUGGGACCGGUACUCACACCACCAUUAACGAAGCUCUUGCCUUCUUAUUUCAAAAGUACUCCACCGCCUCCAGCGGCGGUGGAGGCGGUGGUCGGAGUGUGAUGUACCUGAAAGCAGGGACGUAUAAGGGACCAAUCGUCAUCCCCACCAAGCAAAAGAAUGUGAUGAUCAUGGGUGACGGCAAGGGUAAAACCGUCAUUAUAGGCAGCAAGAGCGCCGGGUCUGGUUCGUCCACGUAUCAAUCAGCCACUGUCGCGGCAAUGGGAGCUGGUUUUAUCGGUAAAGGUUUAACGAUAAUAAAUAACGCGGGACCAGAAGACCACCAAGCGGUGGCGCUGCGCGUCGGCGCCGAUAAAUCAGUGAUUACACAGUGCUCAAUCCAAGCUUACCAAGACACACUCUACACCCACUCCAACCGCCAGUUUUACCGAGACAAUGACAUCACCGGCACCGUCGACUUCAUCUUCGGCAACUCCGCCGCCGUCUUCCAGAACUGUUUUAUCCAACCACGCCGUGCUGGCUCCGGCCAGAAGAAUUCAGUCACCGCACAAGGCCGCAGUGAUCCCAACCAAAACACUGGAAUUUCAAUCCAGAGUUGCACUAUUAAGUGCUCCUCUGACAUCGAUGGCACGCCCACUUACCUUGGCCGGCCUUGGCAUAAGUACGCGCGUGUUGUCGUCAUGGAGUCAUUCUUGGAUGGGUGUAUUAACAAGGAUGGGUGGGAGCCGUGGUCGGGGAGUUUCGCGGAGAGCACGGCUUACUAUGCUGAGUAUGAUAACAGUGGACCUGGUGCUCGACCAUCUGAUCGUGUGCAUUGGGGUGGUGUUCAUCCUUCCAUUUCCUCAUCUGAAGCUUCAAAGUUCACUGUUUCGGAGUUCAUCGUCGGUGAUUACUGGUUGCCCGGCACCGGCGUGGAUUAUAAGGCUGGUCUUUGAGCCACGCAUUUCGUCGAAUAGCUUGUGUGCAUGAAAAUUACUUAUGCUUUUCUUCUUCUUUUUUCUCUUAUUAUUAUUAUUAUUAUUAUUAUUAUUA
Molecule: messenger RNA, 1949 nt
Organism: Dioscorea cayenensis subsp. rotundata (Guinea yam)
Lineage: Eukaryota; Viridiplantae; Streptophyta; Magnoliopsida; Dioscoreales; Dioscoreaceae
Product: pectinesterase-like
Exons: 2
Coding region: 149-1852 (567 amino acids)
Biological process (GO): cell wall modification
Molecular function (GO): pectinesterase inhibitor activity; pectinesterase activity
Source: RefSeq, a predicted model, not a curated record